This is a messenger RNA of Dipodomys ordii (Ord's kangaroo rat), 500 nucleotides long. Its product is annotated as Krueppel-like factor 2. NCBI's taxonomy places the organism in Eukaryota, Metazoa, Chordata, Mammalia, Rodentia, Heteromyidae. The transcript has a single exon. The record is from RefSeq and is a predicted model, not a curated record. Bases 94 to 351 code for a protein of 85 amino acids. Gene Ontology annotation, biological process: regulation of transcription by RNA polymerase II. Gene Ontology annotation, molecular function: RNA polymerase II cis-regulatory region sequence-specific DNA binding; DNA-binding transcription factor activity, RNA polymerase II-specific.
GCCGGAGGGCGCGGGGCGCUGAGUUCCAGCCCGGUCCCCGCGGGUGAGGACCCGCAGCGGGGGCUCAGCUUGGCGGGGGGGGGUGAGGAGCUGAUGGCUGCUGCUGCGGCAGCCGCGGCGCUGGCGGGAACUGCGGUCCCAGGGAGGGAAACUGAGGCCGGCCCUCGCCCCGCAGGAGAGAAGCCUUACCACUGCAACUGGGACGGCUGCGGCUGGAAGUUCGCGCGCUCGGACGAGCUCACGCGCCACUACCGCAAGCACACGGGCCACCGGCCGUUCCAGUGCCACCUGUGCGAGCGCGCCUUCUCCCGCUCCGACCACCUGGCGCUGCACAUGAAGAGGCACCUGUGACCCCGUGACCCCGUGACCCUGUGACCCCGCGCCCGCGCCGUGACUGUGACUGUAUUUAUUGGACCCAGGGCCGGGCCGGGCCGCGCGGCCAUCCCGUCCCCACCGCAGGCCGGGGGGCGAGCGGCGCAUCCCAGAGGGGAGGACGCGGG